This is a messenger RNA of Colletotrichum truncatum, 918 nucleotides long. RefSeq lists its product as uncharacterized. Lineage: Eukaryota; Fungi; Ascomycota; Sordariomycetes; Glomerellales; Glomerellaceae. The record is from RefSeq and is a predicted model, not a curated record.
AUGACGUUCGUCAGUCUAUUCAUGGCAUUGCGCUUGUUUACGAAGAUUUUUAUCGGUCCUCCUUUCCACACAGAAGAUUGUAUGCCAAAUCCAUCUCCGAAUACAUAUAUAAAGAUGUCUCAUUCGCAAGUGGGCCAUUUCGGCGGAGGAUUUCAUGUUUCCGAUAUCUCAAAGGAACAAUUUAAAAGCUUCAAGAAGACUUCCCCCUUGGGUGUAUAUGCUAUUACCCUUGUGUACAGUCCCGCUUCUUACUUUACAAAGCUUGCGCUCCUUUGGAUCAUCAUUAGAGUCUUCCAGCUACACAAGAGGACAGUAUUCGGGACAUAUACGGUAAUUGUCUUUCUAACAGCCUAUACAAUUCCUAUUCUUUUCCUCAAGGGGUUUGUAUGCCGACCACUCGCCGGAUUUUGGGAUCCAACGGUCAAAACUUCUUGCUACAACCAGCGAGCCAUCUUUGUAGCUGAUACCGGUGUUAGUGCAGUCACCGAUAUGGCUGUGCUUUGCUUACCAAUACCCGUUGCCGCAACUCUUCGAAUGUCGUGGAAAAAACGUUUGAAGGUAAUCGCUAUGCUUAGCUCUGGUGGCGUUGCUACUGCAGCUAGCAUUAUACGACUAGUCCUGGUUAUCAAGUUGCAGAAUUCAAAUGAUGAAUCGGUGGACCUUAUACGAUUCAAUCUUCUCGGAACAGCAGAAGUGAGCAUAGGUCUUAUUUGCGCAUGUCUCCCGGCAAUUAACAUCCUCUUCCUUCGUGUUCUCGAACGCUCGCCUAACUCAAGUCGCAAUACUGUUGGCAGUAGCAGAAUAAUCGAACUGAAGUUCCUCAGAGGGAGCAGGCUCAGAACUCAGCAUGUCACCACUGAGGAAGUCGUGCCUGAAACCAAUCCUGGCAAUUUGCCGGGGAAUGCGCCUCAGCCUUAA